AUGGGAGGAGGAAGAGGAGGAGCCGUUGACGAGCUAACCGAAGAUGAGAAGAAAGCUCUCAGAGGAAGCAAAUUCGCUCCGCUAACUUCUCUUCCAUCCUCUUCUCGCUCUCAGCCGCCAAGAUUAGCUCAUCCAGGUGGACCCUUGAAGACGAACAAAGCGGCGGCUUUAGCCAAGUUUCUAGAGAGAAAGCUCCAGGAUCCUAAUGGGUUGUCUUCCAUUGAUCCUAAUCUUGUCGAAUUGGCCGUCAAAAACGCACGAGAGACCGUUAUUUCGAGUGGGGCUUCGAGUUCAGGAAGAAGAAUCCAACACGUUGCCUCAUUCGAAGACGUCGAGGUAUCUUCUGAUGACGAUAAGAUAGAGAACACUAAGCUUAACCAAAAGAAAAAGAAGAAAACCGCAAAGAAGAAAAAAGAUGAGAAAAAGAAGAAGAAAAACAAAAACAAAAAGCAUAAGAUCACAGUCGAUGAAGAUGCCAAGUUGAAGAGACCCAAUAAGAAGUUGAAGCUUUAG
Molecule: messenger RNA, 513 nt
Organism: Microthlaspi erraticum
Lineage: Eukaryota; Viridiplantae; Streptophyta; Magnoliopsida; Brassicales; Brassicaceae
Source: the annotation of a GenBank genome assembly